Messenger RNA from Talaromyces stipitatus ATCC 10500, 573 nucleotides. RefSeq lists its product as uncharacterized. The transcript is spliced from 2 exons. NCBI's taxonomy places the organism in Eukaryota, Fungi, Ascomycota, Eurotiomycetes, Eurotiales, Trichocomaceae. Bases 1 to 573 code for a protein of 190 amino acids. The record is from RefSeq and is a predicted model, not a curated record.
AUGCUGCAACAACGCGCUCAACGACGCCGAAAAGCUAUCCCUAACGAGUGGAAAGCAGCCCUACGCGCUCCACACCGAAUCAAUCACCAUCUCACGCAUCAAAAUUUAAGAAAGUGGUUUGAAGAUACGUACAAUCAACCAAUCGAUCGAGCUACAGUAACACGAAUCCUUUCGUCGAAAUACGCGUUCAUUGACGAGCUCCAAGAGUAUCAAUUGAAGGAUAAACGGCACCGUGUUGAGCAGUGGCCUGAGUUAGAGAAGGCUGUCAUGGAUUGGAUAAGAUUAGCUGAGACCGAAGCUCCUAUCUCACAGGAAGCUAUACGCUACAAAGCGCAGCAAUACUGGGACAUGCCAGCGAGGGUCUUAAUAAUACAACCUAAACCUCCUGUUCCUCUUUUCUCAUCAAAAGCCUGCCCAACUUGUCUAACAGACAAAAUUCUAAGCAGAUUUCCGCCUUUCAACAUGCAAACGAAGAAAACUGUAACCAUCGCGUACCGCAGAGUAAGCAGUAUCAUCUCUUACAUAAUCAGGGAACAUAUCAAAAAGAUGUACGGCGCCAUCCAAUAUUCUUAG